CGGCAAAUCGGCAGUUGUGUUUACGUCACGGCCGCGUCACCAAAUUUUCGUCCCCGUCGUGGUCGCCGUCGUCGUCGUAGACCAGUCUCCAAACGUGUCUCCGCGUGUUGUCGCUCCGCCAUCAUCACAAACGAAACAAAAGCCAAACGCCAAGAUGGAGAUCGUCGCCGAGCUGAUCAGCAACAAGCUGGCGCUGCUGGUGGUGCCCGUCGUCGUGGUACUGUUUGCACUUGUCUUCGCUUUUGGGUUCCGAAGUGCUGCGCAGCCCAAGUUUGAAAAGGUAGCCGCGUCUGCAUCCGCUACCGCUGAUGAUAAGAAAAACUCCAAGAAGAAGAAGAUUAAAGAGAAGAAAACCACUUCCAAUGGACAAGUGGUGACUGAAAAGGUGACUCCAGUCAAGGAGAAGAAGUCGCCGGUGAAGGAAAAGGAGGCCGCCUCGCAGCAGACGCCCAAGAAGCAGGAGAACAACAAGCAGGCCGAGAAGAACAAGAAGAACGAAGCACUCAAGAAGAAAGAGACUAUCGAAGAGAUCAAGAACAAGCGCAACAAGAAGACCGCCAACGAAAAACCAUUGGAUUACGAUGAUGGUGAAUGGGAAACUGUUCCAACCAAAGCUGAUAAGAAGAAGAAACUCGAGAGUCCCGCUAAGAAAGAUAAGAAGAAGAAGCCCGAGGAAAAGAAAACCGUAGAGAUUGACAAGCUUGCCAAAGAAGUCGUGAAUAAGGAACUGCGUGAGAAAAACAAGAAAGAGAAGGAGGAGGUUACUACAAAGGUCGUUGUUGAGAAAGUUGAAAAGGUCGAGGAAGUUAAAGUAGAGGAACCAGCACCGGUUGUUGAGGAGAAGAAGGAAACCAAGCCGAAGAAAGAGAAGAAACCGAAGAAGGAGGAGGAAAAGAAACUCCAAGCACCAGUUGAGGUGGUGCAGAAGGUGGCUGAGCCUGUUAAGGAACCAGCUGCGCCUGCUCCAGCAAAGGCUGAGAAUGCUGCUGUGUUUGACGAACUUGGUGAUACGUGGACGGAGCCAAAGGCAAAGAAGAGCAAGAAGAAAGCGCGUCGCGACAAUUAGUUCACAUCUUACACGCGCUAUCAACAAUUUACAAUUGCUACGUGACGGUGUCACAAUUACCCGACAGGUUGUGUUUGUUUGCCUGCAAACAAAAGCAAUGCAAAUCGGUGGGUAACUAAACAACCAACGGACGAAAACAAACAAACAGUUGAACUUGCAUUCCACAAAGUAAAAAGAGUAAAAAGUAAUAUAUUAAAUAGUGUAAACAUGUGAAACAUAGGAAAAUUGUAAAAAAAAGAAACAGUACACCACUACGAAACACGCGCAGAAAUAACACCACGCGGUAAAUAUCGUUGUGCCAAUUGAUUCAUUUUGUACUCUAAACAUAUUUUAAUAUUUUAAAUUUAGUUUCAACGUUUUAAUGUAAAAAAAAAAGCGAAAGAACGGCAGCCUGGUGUGGUAAUCUCAUACUAAUCAAAACGAAACACAAUGUUAGGGCGAGAACAAUGGCCUUAAUCGAUGAUUUCUUUCAUGUUUGCCACGAAACAAACGAUAAACGAUAAGAUAAACGGAUAAUAAUAAGCAUAGGUAUUAAGAGAACACUAUUUUGCGACGAUACAUUUAUGUAAAUGGAAUUAAUUGAUUUCUCUAUCAACACAACACACACACAGAUACACACAUUCAUACCGAAAAACGAUGACGUGCGCGAGACUGAUGCUUGUGUUUAGGUUUAAACGUCUUCCAGCAACUAGAAAUCAUCAUCAGACAUCAAGUCAUGUAAAUAUUAACACGCCGACGAGAGCGAGCAUCAACACAUGUGUACUACGGCUAAAUAUUGUGUUUUAAUUAUCAUGUUUGCAUUUAUUAUUUGUGUGUGUUUUUGCACAUUCUUGCUUCUUUUUUUUUUUAUUUACACUUUUGUUGUUGUUUUGAGUGUGCGUUUAUAGUUUUUAUAUGAAAUUGUAUGAAUGGAUAGGCGAUCUCUAUCUUGUAGCUUCCUGAAUGUGACUGAUUGUUUUCGAUUUUCCAUACUUGUAGCUGUACUAAUGCAUACAAGAAAACACUCACGAGAUGAAAUAUGAACAUAAAAGCUAAAUCAUAUUUUUUAACUGUACAUAAGAUAGUGAAUUAUAUAUAAUAUACGAUAUAUCGGGGGUUAAUCAUAUGUAAGAUUUAAGAGUGUAAGCACAACGAUGCGAAAACUUAAAUUAUUCAUUACGGUGGUGUAUAGCAGGAGUAUGAUUAGUCUACAUGUCGUAGACAGUACCAACUGAAAGAAUACUUCAAUACCUAAUCGAUAUAACGUGAACGAGGGAACUUUAAUAAAAUAAAUAUAAUUUGAACAUAAAAAUUCAAAAUAAAGGUCUGUGGAUUGUUAUACAUAAA
Messenger RNA from Dalotia coriaria, 2392 nucleotides. Its product is annotated as DNA ligase 1-like. The record is from RefSeq and is a predicted model, not a curated record. The transcript is spliced from 3 exons. The coding region runs from base 155 to 1066 and encodes 303 amino acids. Lineage: Eukaryota; Metazoa; Arthropoda; Insecta; Coleoptera; Staphylinidae.